UGGGGUGGGGGCGAAGGACACCCUAGCUAAGCCAUGUACUUAGCAUGCCCUCAUCCCAGCUUGCCCUCAUGCAGCUGCAUUGCCGCAGGCUAUCCCCCUCCAGCGGAUAAAGGCUACCCGCGGCGCUCCACGUGCACGAGCGCGCAAAAGGCCCUGCGCAGCGGAAACACGUGUGCAGCACGCGGCGGCAUCCGGGCGGCCAUGGACGUGGGCGCGGAUGAGUUUGAGCAGAGCCUCCCGCUGCUGCAGGAGCUCGUCUCGGGUGCAGACUUCGUGGGUCUGGACAUAGAGUUCACCGGUCUGCGUUCAAACCUGUCCCAGCCCCAACAGAUCAGUCUUUUUGAUUUGCCUUCUGAGUGGUACCUGAAGACCCGGCAGAGUGUACAGCAGUUCACAAUCUGUCAGAUUGGAUUGUCUCUGUUUUCCAGUAUUGAAGGAGAGUCAAACAAGUAUGUAGCCCAUUCCUGUAACUUCUUCCUCUUCCCUACAACAUUUGGGAUUUUGGAUUCAGAAUUCUCUUUCCAGGCUUCUAGUGUUCAGUUUUUGAAUCAGUAUGGCUUCGACUAUAACAAGUUUCUUAAAAAUGGAAUCCCGUAUAUGAAUGAAGAACAGGAGAAGAAGAUUAAGCACAGCAUCCUGAGAGGGAACUGGCGAGUCCGGAGCUCUCUGGAUAAAGACCAGAUUAAGGUGGUGAUUGAUGAGGUGACACGGUGGCUGGACCUAGCGAAGGAAGGUGACCAGAUGACUCUGCCUGGCAUCGCUGGGUUCCAAGCCUUUGAGGUCCAAUUGGUGCUGAGGCAGGCCCUCCCCAACAUCUGGACAGUGCUGAAAGACGAGGGGGUGGUGGUGAAGAAGGUGAGCCAGCAGCAUCGCUGGUACCUGGAGCACGCCUCUUGUGACCAAGUCAGCUGUUGGAAGGAGCAGAUUGUUCUCUCUGCCAGGGGCUUUUCUGUCUUUUUCCAGAUGUUAGUGAAGGCCCAGAAGCCCUUGGUAGGACACAACAUGAUGAUGGACUUGCUGCAUCUGCAUGAGAAGUUCUUCAGACCUCUUCCAGAAAGCUAUGACCAGUUUAAGCAGAACAUCCACAGCCUGUUUCCUGUCCUCAUUGAUACCAAGAAUGUGACAAAGGACAUCUGGAAGGAACUGCGUUUCCCACGGGUCUCCAACCUCUCAGAAGUAUAUGAAGUGCUGAGCAGUAACUUGAAUCCCACCAAGAAUUCUGGACCAGUGAUUAUUCAUGCAAGGCAGUGUGAAAAAUAUGCUGAGACCAAGUGCCCCCACGAAGCAGCGUAUGAUGCCUUCCUCUGCGGGUCAGUCCUUUUGAAAGUGGCACACUUGCUCCUACAAAGGAUGCACGGCAGUGGCUCUGUGCAUGAGCCUUCCUUCUCUCAGUACCUCGAUGUGCUGGCGCCUUAUGUGAACCAAGUGAAUCUUAUUCGAGGCCGGGUCCCUAAAAUUAACUUUUCUGGGCCAGAUUACCCCAGUAUCCGCCCUCCCGUCCUCAUCCUCACUGUCAGGAGGUGGUCUGGGGUCAGUGAGCAGCAGGUUUACCAUGAGUUCCAGAAUCUCUGCAAGUUUGAUGUCAGGCGGUUCACGCAAAGCCAGUUCCUGCUUCUGACCAAUAAGUUUAAGGAUGCCCGCAGCGUCCUGAAGGAGUACAGGAGCCACCCAACCCUGCAGGUCUCCUUGUACCGGUACUGGAGACACUCCCCAAAUAUCACCUGCCUGUUACAAGUCUGCAGCAUAGUCACCACCUGGGCCAUGAUUGCGUUCAUCCUGGGAAGAUCCAGCCCCCGAGCACAGUGAGCUUCCUCAGCCUCUGUCCUAGUUGGGCCCUCUUGGGUCAUGUGUAUAAUCUGAUUCUCUUUUCAGAUGAACCUAUAUGAUCCUUGUUCUGUUCUGAAUAUGAAAUUCUGUAAA
Molecule: messenger RNA, 1920 nt
Organism: Nannospalax galili (Upper Galilee mountains blind mole rat)
Lineage: Eukaryota; Metazoa; Chordata; Mammalia; Rodentia; Spalacidae
Gene: Pnldc1
Product: PARN like, ribonuclease domain containing 1
Exons: 19
Coding region: 34-1806 (590 amino acids)
Biological process (GO): nuclear-transcribed mRNA poly(A) tail shortening
Cellular component (GO): endoplasmic reticulum; cytoplasm
Molecular function (GO): RNA binding; poly(A)-specific ribonuclease activity
Source: RefSeq, a predicted model, not a curated record